ACGAUUAAUUACUGACCUAAACUAAAAAUAAUUUAGACAAAACAAAGAUGGGAGAGGAAGAGGAAGUGAAACUGUUGGGAACAUGGUACAGUCCGGUCGUGUUAAGAGCAAAGAUAGCUCUUCGUCUCAAAUCGGUUGAUUAUGAUUACGUUGAAGAAGAUUUGUUCGGAUCAAAGAGUGAGCUUCUUCUCAAAUCGAACCCGGUUUACAAGAAAGUCCCGGUUCUCAUCCACAAAAGUAAACCGGUUUGCGAGUCUCUUAACAUCGUAGAGUACAUCGAUGAGACGUGGAGCUCAUCUGGACCGUCCAUUCUUCCUUCUCACCCUCAUGAUCGAGCUCUUGCUCGCUUCUGGUCUGCCUUCGUUGAUGACAAGUGGUUUCCGGCUUUGAUGACAGCGGUGGUCACUAAAUCGGAAGACGCAAAAGCAAAAGGCAUGGAAGAAAUGGAAGAAGGGUUGUUGCAACUCGAGGAUGCGUUUAUUUCUCUUAGCAAAGGGAAAUCUUUUUUCGGCGGUGAAACAAUCGGGUUCAUGGACAUUUGUCUCGGAAGCUUUUUAGUUUUCUUUAAAGCUAGAGAAAAGCUUAAAAAAGAAAAGGUUUUAGACGAAUUAAAAACUCCUUCUCUUUAUAGAUGGGCCAACCAGUUUUUGUCAGAUGAAACGGUGAUGAAUGUGGUGCCGGAGAUAGAUAGAGUUGCCAAGUUUAUAGUAGAACUUGAGGAUAGAGCUCAAUCCGUUGCUCCUUAGCUCCUAGAUCGGAAGACUACCGUAGAAAUGUAUUGUAAUGCAAGGGUGCAUGUAAAUGUAAGAAGAAAAUAAGUUGAAGUUUUAAAGUUUUAAUUUGUAAGA
This is a messenger RNA of Arabidopsis lyrata subsp. lyrata, 848 nucleotides long. RefSeq names its product glutathione S-transferase U15. Gene Ontology annotation, molecular function: glutathione transferase activity. The record is from RefSeq and is a predicted model, not a curated record. The transcript is spliced from 2 exons. NCBI's taxonomy places the organism in Eukaryota, Viridiplantae, Streptophyta, Magnoliopsida, Brassicales, Brassicaceae. Gene Ontology annotation, cellular component: cytoplasm. Gene Ontology annotation, biological process: glutathione metabolic process. Bases 48 to 746 code for a protein of 232 amino acids.